Molecule: messenger RNA, 2919 nt
Organism: Schistosoma spindalis
Lineage: Eukaryota; Metazoa; Platyhelminthes; Trematoda; Strigeidida; Schistosomatidae
Source: the annotation of a GenBank genome assembly
UAAAUAGUUCCAAAUUUUUAAUGACUAUUUAACUAAGUUAAACUUAAAGACUUUUCUUGAGAAUGAAAACCAUUUACAUAUUUGGUGCAUACAUACAAAGUAAGCACUUAGGCUGUAUUAAUAAGCAGCUAGCAUUUAAAUUAAAUUGAUAUGUUUGUAUUACUUUUAAUUAGGAAAGUAAUUUGCUACUUGGUGAACAAAUUUUUUCGGAAAGUUUAUGCAGUGAGAUUUUAGAAAGUUUGGGGAUCAAGGGUUUAGAUAAUACUAGGAAGUCGGAGUGUGAUGUGUGGUUAUGCUAAUCUCAUCUUUGCGCUGAUGUGAUCUGAUGAUUUGGACAGAUGUAGAUCCACGCCUUUACAACUGAAGAAUAUCUGGAACUCAAAGCAAUUGGCAACCAACACCAAAGUCAGAAUUUUCAAUACAAAUGUCAAGACAGUUCUACUGUAUGGGGCGGAAACCUGGAAAACUACGAAAUCCAUCAUCCAAAAGAUACAGGUGUUUACUAACAGUUGUCUACGCAAAAUACUUCAGAUCCGUUGGCCGGACACUAUAAACAACAACCUACUGUGGGAGAGAAAAAAUCAGAUCCCAGUGGAGGAAGAAGCGCUGGAAGUGGAUAGGACACACAUUGAGGAAAGCACCGAACUGCGUCACAAGACAAGCCCUCAUAUGGAAUCCUCAAGGUCGAAGGAAGACCAAAGAAUACAUUACGCCGGGAAAUGGAGAUAGAUAUGAGAAAAAUGAACAAGAAUUGGAUGGAACUAGAAAAGAAGGCCCAGGAUAGUGUGUUGGAGAAUGUUGGUCGGCGGCCUAUGCUCCAUUGGGUGUAAUAGGCGUAAGUAAGUAAGUAAGAUUCACGCCAAAUUCCGUAUUAAUUCUUAUUUGCUGUAUGUAGUACAAUCCUGUGAUCACACCUAAAUUUCUCUACUGGGGUAUAAGCGUCACUUCUUACGUAACAACUGCAAGUCAGAAGUUCAACUCAUGGUCAGUUUAAGACAAUUAACUGGUUGGAUAACAGUUUAGUGUUUGAAUCCUUGAGCUAUAGCUUAACAUAAUCGUACAGAAUUUCUGCGUGCAUACCAAUGGAACGACAGUGUGGAGUAAGUAAUUGAAUCUAAACCUGAAAUAUAGUUAAAAAGCCUUAUGUAGUAGGAAACUCGUCAUAAAUUCUAUUACCAAUUAAAUUCAAAUAAUGUAUUUUACCUCAGAAACAAAAGAAAAUCAACAGAUACUAUUAUUGCUUUAAAUUUCAUGUUUCCUUUUUCUUUAGGAUCGUUUAGAAGAAAAUGGUGUGGCUUAAUGAUUGCUGACGAUACUUUACAGUUUAGAUCUGAAUUGAUUGAGCUGGUGUUGUUGGCCUUCAAUAGUUUACCAAUUAAGAUAUUCGAACGUAUCGGCCAUUUAGGAGCCGAUCCUCAAUUACUUGGCUCUAUAUUAGUUAGCACUAACAACUGUGCAAAAUUUGAAAAACGUUUAGACAUAUGGAUAUGUAGUCUAUAUUCAGAAAUUUUUUUUUUCGGCCCAUCAGAAAUUUUCUGCGAAACUGCAUCAGACAAUACAUUUUGUUUUGGGAGAGAAAAAUUCAUUCUAGAUCUAAGGAAGUGCAUAAUCUCACUGGAAUCCUUACAUACACAUGGGAACUUUAUAAAGAAGUCUAAUGUAUUUGAAGCAAUCUUACAGACAUUUUUCAACAACCCAUCAUUCCAUAAUACGAAUGAGUUAAUAACUAUGUUUCACAGUCUUAUAAAUCCUUUAAUUCAUUAUUAUUUGGAUAAAUUUUUGAAUAGUGAAGAAAGAAAAGAAAAUAAUACCAAUCCAGAUGGUAAUCUAGAAUAUUUACAAAGAAGCGAGAAACCAACAAAUCUAUUACUACAACUCAUUAAUACAUAUCACUAUUUGAAAGAGGAAGGAAGUUCCAAUGAAUUCCUAACAUUAACACAUAUUAUUCAUUUACUUGGUGAAUGUUGUUUAAUAACUAGAUAUACAAUGAAUAAGACUUUAAAAACUCUAUUGACAGUUCUAGCUAUUAAACCAAAAUGGCAAGAUAAUGUAAGAAAAGAAUGUAAACAAUUUUUAGAAGUCCAAUAUAACCAGGAAACACAAAGGCCUACAUCAGUAUGCAGCCAUUCUUUAUCACAUCUUUGCAUGUCUUUGGAGCACACAAAAUGUUUGGUUUGGACGAAGGCUUUAAUUCAAGAGACGCUGCGUUUAUGUGUACCUGGUUGGCCUUUUGGUUGUUUGCGUCAAGCCCUUCGCGAUGGGGAAAUACUAGAGCAAGGCUUUGCUGAAGGAGAACUAGUGCUUUUUGAUGAGCCUUCCUACUACUCAGAUCCAGAUUUAUGGGCUGCCGAUGAGAUUGGAGAAGGGCCUACCAAAUAUCAACCUCACAGAGUAUUUGACCCAAAUCGCUUCAUUGAAAAACUACCUAUUGCAGGAAAUUCGACAAUGUUAGAGUUAAGUUUACCUGUACAUUGGGCACGCAAUGUUUUUCAAAGAUACACUGUAUGUGUACCCUAUCAGUUCAUUUAUUUUAUGCUGACUACAACUUUGGUACAUUUUUUCGGAACUGCUUGGGAAUCAUAUCUAACAGAUGAAAAAAUGAAACCUGAUUAUACUGACGAUUUUUUAAUAUGGCCCAAUGAUUUACCUAAAGCUGAUCUUCGAAUCAAUUUUCCCUAAUGGUUUAUGACAUCUUAGUUAAAUUGAGUAGGUCAGUAAAAUGUUUAUUUCAUAAAUAUACAAAAUUUUCCCUUAAAUAAAAUACUUUAUAUACCGAAAUCAAUGAUUAGCAUGCAAUUGACGACUAAAUAAAUGUCAAAAAUGAAUUAAAUCUAAAUUGAUUAACUUAAAUUCGUUGACGAGAUGGUGGUGAAUGAGGUUUCCUCAAAAACUGGUCCCAAGCAGUAUUAUCUACAGGCG